Chrysoperla carnea is the source of this 2193-nucleotide messenger RNA. It is a transcript of the gene Su(fu), whose product is annotated as suppressor of fused homolog. Gene Ontology annotation, cellular component: nucleus; cytoplasm. Lineage: Eukaryota; Metazoa; Arthropoda; Insecta; Neuroptera; Chrysopidae. The record is from RefSeq and is a predicted model, not a curated record. The coding region runs from base 75 to 1445 and encodes 456 amino acids. The transcript is spliced from 4 exons. Gene Ontology annotation, molecular function: transcription factor binding.
UUUUAAAAAUAUUUAAAUUAUGUUUAAAAAAUUAUUUAUUUAAUUAACUGUUAAUUAAUUUUUGUAAAAAAACCAUGGAUGAGCAUAUUAGACAAGCACCUGCAUUAAAUAUUUUACCACCGACUCCUGCAGGAUUGGAAUCUUUAUAUUCAUUAUGCCGACAAAUUUAUCCAAAUCAAGCGAAUCCUUUACAAGUAACAGCAUUACUUAAAUAUUGGUUGGGUGGUCCUGAUCCUUUAGACUACAUCAGUAUGUAUGCAAAUCCUGGUAUUCCACAAGAAAACAUUCCUCCACAUUGGCAUUAUAUUAGUUUUGGUCUAUCGGAUUUACAUGGAGAUGGUCGGGUCCAUGAAAUCAAUACAAAUCCCGAAGGUCUAUCUGGAUUUGGUUUUGAAUUAACAUUUCGUUUAAAACGUGAACCUGGAGAAACAGCACCACCUACUUGGCCCGCCACACUAAUGCAAUCACUUGCUAAAUACGUGUUUCAAUCGGGUAACAAUUUAUGUGCGGGAGAUCAUGUUUCAUGGCAUUGUGCUCUCGAUAACAGUGAAUCACGUAUCCAACAUAUGCUGAUGGCCCGUGAUCCACAAUUGGCAAUCACUCGUACACCGUUUGGUACAGUCGAUUUCGUACAAAUUGUGGGUGUGUGUGCUGACGAAUUACAAGCGGCCCAACAAUGGAAUGGAAUUGGUGUACUAGAAAUGUUAAGUCGAUUACCUAGUGCUGGCGGUAAAUGGCUAGUAACGGAUAUGCGACGUGGUGAAAGUAUAUUUGAAAUUGAUCCAAAUGCACAUGAAGAAGUUGAACGUGGUUUUGAAACGGAAGGUUCAAAUUUAAGUGGUGUUAGUGCACGGUGUUCAUGGGCUGAAGCGGAUAUUUCACAGGAUAAUCGUAAUAAAGAUCGUAAUGCAAAUAAUCGUGAUAUACCACAUAUAUCAGAAGAGGAAUCGGAUCAAAUUCGUACAACGUUACAACGUGGACUAAGCACAAUACCCGGUUCAAUAAGUGAUCGGAAAGAUCGACAAUCAAAUGAAUCGAAAUCGGAUGAUGGUCGUGAAUCUCAUAGUGUGUUAGAAUCAACAGAAUUGUUACGAAUUCGUAAAUUAGAUGGAAUUCAUUUAACGUUUAAUUUAGAAGCUGGUAGUUUAUUACCUCUUGCUAUUCGAGGUCGUGUAAAACACGGUAGACACUUUACAUACAAAUCAGUAUUAGGUGAAACAGCCAUAACUCUGGUAGCAAGCAGUGUGACUGGAACAUUAGUAGAUUCAGAUCAUCCGUAUGUGUCACAAGGUGCAUGGUUACAAGUAUUAAUACCAGAUGAUUUAGCACAACAUAUGGCAACAAGUUUUGAAACAUUAGCUAAACCAGAAUUACUAACAUUACCGAAAACAUUCUCAUGGCCAGAUCAUAAGCUAUUAGUUACUAUUGUUGCUGAUAAAAUAUAAAAUAUAAAGAUAAUAUUGGUCUGCGGCCCAGCGCCGUUUUAGUGAGUCAUAUCAGAAAGGCUGAAAAUUUCAUAGGUGAUAUAGUCAGCAUUGUGUCCUCAAUCGUAAGCCUAUUCCGCCUUCCCAAAGCGGGGAACUUCGAUCUAAUAAAGUGUCAAAGAUCGAGUGCUUGUCUCAAGUUUAAAUUGAUUCCAGAAAGGAUAGAACCGGCAGAUUCUUUUCUGAAAUCAAAUUCCUAAUGAAACAGAACCGUCAUAUUUAGUGUUGCGUAAAACCAAUUCGCUUGGUCGCAGAUCUAUAACAUUUAUCCUUCGAAAACAAAAAACAAAUAAAUUAUUUAUUUACGGUAUUUUCGUAUAUUUUUAUAAUACGCAUUCGACUAUAUUUAUGAUCAUUUUUCUUGCAUGAGAAAUUCACAAGAAAAUUUUCGUUUUUCUGAUAGCAGUUUUUUCAUCCGUUUCGUAGAUUAAUUGGAUUAAAAAUAAAACACACAAAAUGUGUCAGUUUGGGACGCCCUUAAAAUUUGUACCAGAAUAAAAUAAUAGAUAAUUUCGUAUAAAUGAUAAUGAUAGCUAUAAAUUGAAAUUCGAUUAUCUAGAAAAUGAAAUCUUCGUGAAAUUCUUUAGGAAAAUGAAAAGAUAUUUUGUAAAACGAUACAAUAAAUUUGUGGCCUUAAUAAGAUAAUUGUUUGGAUAUGAUAUUCUACGCUUGUAAUCUCGAUUUUUAUAUAAAAAAAUAAUGUAUUUAU